Drosophila sulfurigaster albostrigata is the source of this 2084-nucleotide messenger RNA. RefSeq names its product CDGSH iron-sulfur domain-containing protein 3, mitochondrial. Gene Ontology annotation, molecular function: 2 iron, 2 sulfur cluster binding. Lineage: Eukaryota; Metazoa; Arthropoda; Insecta; Diptera; Drosophilidae. Gene Ontology annotation, cellular component: intracellular membrane-bounded organelle. The record is from RefSeq and is a predicted model, not a curated record. The transcript is spliced from 4 exons. Bases 107 to 532 code for a protein of 141 amino acids.
GUGACCAUUGCUUUGUUGUUUUUAUUGGGGACACACUGGCAAACAGCUGUUUGCAUCGGCAUUUCAUUGUAACGACUACGCGAUUUGUGAAAUUACUCCAUACACCAUGUCGGUUAUAUUAAGACGCAAUCUGCAGGUGCCGCAGCUCUUGAAGCAGCUAAGCUACAGUAGCAGCGCCAAAUCAAGCGGCGAUGCAACUGCCACUGUAAAAACUGUGCCCAAAAAUUUGCUCGAGGAUAAGCAAACGGCAAAUUUGCAAAAAGAGAAUGGCGCCAUAUUUGACAAGCGGCCAUUUAAGCUCCAUCUGGACAAAGAUAAAACCUAUAGCUGGUGUUUGUGUGGCAAGUCCAAGUCGCAGCCACUGUGCGAUGGCAUGCACAAAAACGAAUUCCUUAAGAUAAAGCUAAGGCCUAUUCGCUUUAAGGUGGAAAAGUCCGGCGAUUAUUGGCUGUGCAACUGCAAACAGACGACACAUCGUCCCUUCUGCGAUGGCACCCACAAGCAGCCGGAAAUUCAGGCAGCCGUUAAAUAAUUCUCACUUUAGCUGUUAUUAAACUAAAAGGCAUUUUUUGUAAAUUUAUGUAUUUUGAUGAAGAAAUGAAAGAAAUGCAUGAAGAAGCAACAAAAUUUUUGAAUCAAGCAACACAUUUUUGUUUCGUUUUUAUUAUUAUCUAGAUUCUUGAUUAUAUAGAACGUUAUUUUUAUACACGUACACAAUUCAUUUGAAAUGCUUAUGAUUUAUGUAGUAGGCCCAAUAAUAAUAUACAUUAAAUGUAUUACUCUUUUUAUAUCAAUUGCACUUUGCAAUUUCACAAGCAUCAACAAAAUAUUUACAGCGUUUUGCAAAAUUGUUAAUAAAAAGAAAUAAAAAAUGUGUGAUCCAACCCAACAAAUAAAUAAUAAACGAAAAUUAAUUGGUUUAGAAAUUAGAAAGUUGCGUUUGUUUUUAUUUAAAUUUUUUAACGUUCGGAUUGUUUUUUUUUUACACAUAAAUAUAGAACUAAAAAGAAUUGAGAGCAAAAAUGGCUUAAAUACUACUAUCUUCAUAAUAUAAUGCUCGCUUGCAUUUGUUUUGUUUGCUUUUUGUUAAUGAAAUUGAAAGAAAUUCAAAAGAAAUCAAAUAGUAUUAUUAUAUUAUGAAUGCAAGUGCCAUAUUAUAUCAUAUCUCAUCCGAUCCUAUCUCAUCUCAGCAUUCCCCAUGCAUCAUCACUACGAGUACUUCACAAUGUGUACACAACUUUCGGGACUGUUUACCACAUAUAACAACACUCAAAACGAUUACGAGGAUUGAAUUGUUAUUUAAAAUUAUUAAAUUCAUAUUUUUUUUAUGUUUGCUUUUCUACAUCAAUCGUACAAUAUACGAUACAGGGAUAAACUAAUUUAUAAACGUCUCAUCAUAUAAACAAUUUCUCUCUCAGAGUACUAGCAUUUGUUUUCUUGUUUGCUUUCUUUUUAUUACGUUUACCUACACAACAAAUGAAUUUAGUUACAAAAUGUCAAAAAGAAAAUUAUGAAAAUUUUACCAUUUAUCUCUCGAACUAAACAGCAAAAACAGCAAGCGAAUGAACAUGAAUUUCUAAAGACAUUAAUCGCCUGUGAUUAUUAUUUGUGAAUAUUGUAUUAUAAUUACAGGGAGCACAACAUAACACACACAGCUUUUGGUCUUUGAAAACGAAAAUUGAGCAGUUUUAUCGCAUUUUAUGUUAACUAAAAUGUGUAAUACAAUUAUUUUCAUGUUCAAUCAGAUGCUGUUGUUUGCCAUUUAGAUAUCUUACUUGCGGUAAACACAUGAAAGUUAAAUAGAAAUUUUGAUAGAUUCUGAUAUUGUGUUUUAGACCCGAAUGUUGAUGCGAUUUGUUGUGUUGUGUUUUGUUUUUUCUUUGUUACAAUCUGCUGCCAACUAAUGUACAUAUGAAUGUAUAUGCUGCUACUGCUGGUUUCAUUAAUAACGUGUAGGAAUCUAUAUGUAUAUAGUAAAUCCCUAACCCUCCUCCUAUUGUGUUGUGUAUUAUAACUGUUCGUUGGUUAAUUGGUUCCUUGUUGUAGUUGUUGCUUCUGUAGUAGUAUUGUUUAGUGUAGAUUUU